AUGAGGAGUGUUGCUCUGCGGUGUCUCUCGGGCGCAAGGCGCCGACUUUAUGUCCCGGCCGCCAGCCCAGUGACUCACUGCAUUUCAUUGAGAGCGCGCCCAAAACAGCUGAGGUGGAUCAGUCAGACCACCACCUCUGAGGAUGUCGUCCCGGAAGAACAGAAUGAUAUCUCUUCCGGGGAACAGACUCUUGAGCCUACUGCCACGGCAGGCACACCAGAGCAACCUGUUGACAGCCCUCAGGAAACCGACGGUAAAAGGAAUGAAAACCAUCCAUUGAACAGUACAUUGGGACAAGUCACGGGGUUUGAGCGAGGGUCCACAGUCGCUCUCUACGGCUUCUUGGGCAAAAGAAGAGACAAGUCCUCGAGGCUUAGCUUCUGCAACCUCGACACGGGCGGCCUAGAAGACGUGCAGAUCGUGUCCAAGGUGCGCGAGGAUGAGGACAAGCCAUGGGUAAAAGAUCUGCAUCAAAAGCUGAAGGCCACACCGGCCUACAGUCCCGUGAGGGUGGGUGGCGUUCUCGAACACAGGCCACGUCCGGCCAGGAAAGAUGAGGACGAGCAAGUCGAAGGAACUCCUGAGCCAGUUGCAUGGGAUAUACAGAUGAAUAACUUGGAAGUAUUCAAUGAGUUCUCCAAGGAUAUCAUUGUGUCUGAAGAUGCCGUCUGGUCGCCGUCGCAGCGUCACCUCCAACUACGAUUCGAUCCUUUGCUUCGAAAGCGAUUGGCACUUCGCUCAAGUGUCAAUUUCGAGGCUCGCAAGUACCUUAUGAAGAUGGCAUUCCACGAAUACGAGACUCCCGUUCUUUUCAAGUCAACCCCUGAAGGUGCCAGAGAAUUCUUGGUUCCCACUCGCCAGCCAGGACUAGCAUAUGCACUUCCCCAGAGCCCCCAGCAGUCUAAACAAGUGCUCAUGGCAUCCGGCAUCCUGAGAUACUUUCAAUUUGCUCGCUGUUUCCGCGAUGAGGACUCACGCGCGGACAGGCAACCUGAAUUCACCCAGCUGGAUAUUGAAAUGGGAUUUGCUAGACGCAAGGACGUCAUGAAAACAGUGGAAGGUAUCAUCAACAGCGUAUUCCAUAUGCUCCGCGUUUCCGAAGUCCCUCGUGAAGUUGGGGGAGUCCUUUAUUCAUCAGCCGGCGAACUUUUCGCACGAUAUGAUAAGUCGAGAGAUCCCGACAGCCAAAGGUCGGGGCGCACUAAGUUGUGGCCCUUGAGAGACCUUCGUUUCCAUCCGCUCGUGCAAUUCUCCUACAAGGAGGUCAUGGAAAAAUUUGGUACUGACAAGCCAGAUCUUCGUAUUCCAACAAGUAUCUGCCGUGUUGAACACUUAUUGUCUGAAGAUUUCCAAAAGAUGAUCACAAGUUUGGAGGAUCCGAUCGUGGAAGCGAUACAGUUCAAGCUCAACGAUACGCCGUCCGAGCAUAUGGCUUUUAUUCGCGAGUUCAUGGAGAACCUGCCCAAGACUACUCUGAAGUUUGGUUCGUCAUCGGCGCCUGGUGUGUUUGUUUUUGAUGAGUCCAAGCCACUUAAUGGUCUUUCCGCCCUUGGCCAUCAGGCGGGGGAAGAAAUCGCAUCCAUGGAGAGCAAGUAUUGGCCGCGCCUGCAAAAUGGGGAUCUGCUCAUUGUGCAUGCCCGUGAGCGUACAGAUUUCAAGGGCGAGGGCUGGACAGAACUCGGCAGACUGCGAAAGACAAUCUAUGACGCGGCUGUCCAGAAAGGCCUAAUCGAGCGCGACAUCGGCUUCAGGUUCUGCUGGGUCAAGAACUUUCCUCUCUUCACUCCCGACAUUGAUCCCGGCGAGGGCCAAGGCGGAGCUGCUGGUGUAAAAGCUACACAUCAUCCGUUCACGGCGCCCAUCGACCCACUCACCGCUCAAGACUGGGAAAACAUUGAGAACGGCAAGCCCUGGCUUGUCAGGGGAGACCACUAUGAUUUGGUGCUCAAUGGUAAUGAAAUCGGAGGUGGUAGCCGUCGUAUCCACAAUCGCGCCAUGCAGGAAACAGUCAUGCGUUCGAUUUUGAAGAUGCCCGAGAGCGGUAUCGCGCAAUUCAAGCACCUCUUGGAUGCCCUAGAUGCAGGCUGUCCCCCGCAUGCUGGCUUUGCGCUGGGCUGGGACCGCUUCAUCUCGCUCCUCUGUGAUGUCGACAGCGUGCGGGAUGUCUUGGCGUUCCCCAAGAACCAGAAAGGAGAGGACCUUUUCGCCAGCAGCCCGUCACAGUUGACCAAGAGCCAGCUGGAUACGUAUCACCUCACGCCAAGUGACUGGGCUGUUCCGGAGACUGAGGCCUAG
This is a messenger RNA of Pestalotiopsis fici W106-1, 2295 nucleotides long. RefSeq lists its product as uncharacterized. Lineage: Eukaryota; Fungi; Ascomycota; Sordariomycetes; Amphisphaeriales; Sporocadaceae. The record is from RefSeq and is a predicted model, not a curated record. Gene Ontology annotation, biological process: aspartyl-tRNA aminoacylation. Gene Ontology annotation, cellular component: mitochondrion; cytoplasm. The transcript has 3 exons. Gene Ontology annotation, molecular function: ATP binding; aspartate-tRNA ligase activity. Bases 1 to 2295 code for a protein of 764 amino acids.